UGUGACGUCGGCGGAGGCUCCACCGGUGACUUCCUGGUCAGAGACUGAGUGUCACAGAGACGUAGCACUGAGAGACUAACACUGAAAGAGACUGUUACAGAGAGAGCUGGGGACAGUGACACAGACACAUGAGAGAGACAGCUCCUGAGACUGCUGGGUCAGCCCUGCAUGGCCACUGAUACCUUAGAACCACACUGACUGACAUAGGCAGGAUGACAGGACCAUCACAGUGUGUGACACCAUGUGACAGACAGAUAGCAGGCUCACAGACAUAGUGUGACAUCCCCCGGGAGAGAGUGUAAGAGAGAUGCACUGAGCAUGGACGCCAGGACCAGGGAGAAGCCGGAGAGAACGUUUGAUUUGGUGAUUAAAGUGGAAUGCCCAGCAUCUGAAAAUGAAGACCCAGUUCUGCUUUGGAAGUUCCCGGAGGAUUUCUCAGACCAGCAUGCUGCACUGUAUAAUUAUGCUGAGUAUCUAUACUUUCCUUACAGGGUUACUCAGACGCAGAUGGGGCAGCAUUUCACCUUCGUUCUUACAGACAUAGAGAGCAAGCAGAGGUUUGGUUUCUGCCGACUGACAUCCGGGGGGAAAAUCUGCCUUUGUAUCCUAAGUUACCUCCCUUGGUUUGAAGUUUACUACAAGUUGCUAAACACUCUGGCUGACUAUCUGGUGAAGGAGCAGGAAAAUGACCUGAAUGAUAUGUUAAAGUCAUUGUACACUCACCCAGUGCCUGACGCCCACACCCCUGUGAGCCUGAGUCUGAACCAGCAGCUGUUCAUUUCCAGUGAUGUGGCUGUAAAAACCGAGCCCUGUCCUCUGCUGCACUCGUAUUUCAUUACUCCUGACGUAACGGGUCUGCCGACAAUCCCUGAAAGUAGAAAUCUCACAGAGUAUUUUGUGGCUGUGGAUGUGAAUAACAUGCUCCAGAUCUACGCCAGUAUGCUGCACGAGCGCAGGAUCCUAUUCACCUCUAGGAAGCUAAGCACCUUAACCGCCUGUGUUCAUGCCUCAGCCUCCCUAUUGUACCCUAUGUACUGGCAACACAUAUAUAUCCCUGUGCUCCCCCCGCACCUCCUGGAUUACUGCUGCGCUCCAAUGCCUUAUCUUAUUGGCGUCCACUUCAGCCUCAUAGAGAGGGUGCGGAGCCGUUCGCUGGAUGAUGUGGUCUUACUGAACGUGGACACAAAUACCCUGGAGACUCCAUUUAAUGAUCUCAGUGCCUUACCCAGCGAUGUGGUGUCAUCUCUAAAACACAAGCUGAAGAAGCAGUCUACAUCAUCAGGUGACGGGGUGUCCCGGGCGUUUCUGAGAGCCCAGGUUGCACUGUUUGGGUCGUACAGAGAUGCGCUACGAUACAAGCCCGGAGAGCCCAUAUUGUUUUCUGAGGAGAGCUUUGUGGCACAGCGCUCAGGCACCAUGAAACAGUUCCUAGAGAUGGCUCUGAACCUACAGCUUUUCAAGCAGUUUAUCGAUGGGCGGCUUGAGAAGUUAAACGGCGGCCGUGGGUUCUCUGAUAUCUUCGAGGAGGAAAUCACCUCAGGGAGCACAAGAUCCUACCAGCAAUGGAAGCAAACCAUGAAGAAGGGAGGAGCUCUGAUUAACACUGCAGUGGUUAAGGCUACACCAGCCAUGAGAAACGCCUACAAAUUUGCAAAGAACCAGGCCAGGCAGGGAAUCAUGGAAGUUAAGAACAAGCUAAAGUACAAGGACAUGGAAGAAGAUUUGGGGCAUAAUUUGGAAUCUGAUCACUCACUCAUGUUCCCAUCAAAUCACUCGAAGAGCCUGGACAGGAGGAAACUGUCACAGACAAGGAAGCACCGACCGCUGACCUACAAUACUGGGCUGGACGACUUUGAUGUGGGAGAUUCCUCAAGCAAGUUUUCUUCUGAGGACAGUGAAGAAGCAUCAGGAGGUUUCUGUGACAGUGACAACUCUUUUGAUGAUGUCAGUUUGUCCUCAAGGCCAGGGGGAGAGAUGGAUCUUCUGGGGGAAAUCCUGGACUCUCUGAGCACACACAGCUCUGACCCGGGCGGAGGGCGUCUAACUGCAGCAAAGAGCCUGGACUUCUUCCGCUCUAUAGAGGAUUUGGACUACAAGAACAAACCAAGUGCACCCAGCGAGGACAACCUCAGUGCGCUUUGCAGGGAGAAGAAUUGGAAUGUGGGGCAAGAUGACAGUAUUCUGUACAGGAAACACCUCUAUCCCUCCUCUCACAGGCGAAACCAAGAGCAUCAUUUGCACAAAGACUACGAUCGACCACGCUCUGAAUUUCCGGUUAUUGUACUUAAUGAAGACUCUGGUGAGUCUCUGGGACACCGCAGCUUGAUAUGUUCUGUGCAGGAGGUGCACGCGGGACCUAAAACUAGAAGCCCUAAUAUGCAGCAUUCUCCUAAGAGCCCUCACAAGGUACCGGCCAACCAAGUGCCCUGGGAGCUCCAGGAACACACCUGGCCACACGGUAACACCAACUCACUGAGCAAGGCUCCGGCAUCUCCCACGGACAGCGAGGUGACCCCAUUGUGAUCUAUAACAGGUCACCAGACGUUCCCUUUACAGGUCUCAAUACAUUUCUUGUCACACUUUGCUGCACCACCAAAUACACCAACUGGCGCUAAUAUACUCAGCACUGGAACAGAUGUCAGCUCUUUACUUACAGUUUGUAGCCAAGGAUUAAUGUUUAUUUGUAGCUUUUUAAAACGUGUGUACACUGGUGCUGCUGAAAGCGAUUCUUCCCAUUGUUUGUGUCUGUACCCCAGAGACCUGCAUAUAAACAGAGUAUUUCUCAUGUUGUUUCACAAAUCUCCGAGUUUUCGGUACAACUGACCAGCUGUCUGGUCACAGGCGAACGGGUCGGUACGUUAACAUAAGACCUAAUGUUCUGCUAUGGACCGUGUGUACGGGGCAUAGACUGGUCAAUCAUGGUACUAAGCACUGGAGGGGUUAAUGACGCCUGGGGUAGCUGUGUACACUGUGUAUGGUUUUAUUUUAUAUAAAUACAAAUUGGAUGGACAAGUAAAUUAAAACGAGUCCAGCUUAGCCAUGAAAGCAACGAUUUUGGUUUGAAUGCUGACCGGUACAGAGCCUAGAAUUGUCUGACAUUUGCAUUGGUAUGAAGUGAUUUUGUGUUGCUAAAGUUUAUAUUUAUAGAUUUUGUUAAAAGGGAAUCUUAAGUAAAAUGAUCAGUAUGUUCCAUGUAACUUUAUACUAACAGACCGUGCAUAUCUGCAUAUGCCAGGGGGAUAUUCAUCCAACUGCAAUAUUAUAUUGUUAUAGAAUUUUAAUGAUUUCCAUUCCAAUUUGUUUUAUUUACAUUUGGAAAAAUAUAAAAUUUAUUCUGAGGUGAAUAUGUAGAACUUUCAUGGAAAUAAGUAGCGGAAACUGGACAGCGCUACAAUGUAUGUGUGCACCUUACAAGUAAUAUUAAUAUUAACUCUACAAAUAACUGAUAAUAAUAAUAUGUUGGAGAAUUAUAUUCCAACAAAAAAUUGAAAUAUAAUAACUAAUUACUAAACAAUGCUGGAGUCUGGUUCAGAGUACACAGGUAUCUUAUAUCACAGAGCAAUCAGAAAGUGAAGCAUCUAAGUGUCACUCCAGAUUAACAAGUUAAUAUUAAGGGCACCCUCUGUGACACAUUAUAGUAAUACUGAUGCACAACAGCGCAGCAUGUAGACGAUAUAUUAAUAUUAUGUUCAGAAAUAAUCUCUAAUGUCUACUUAAAAUUAUUGUAUGUUGUACUGUUACCUGACUUGUACUGUUACCUUGACUUGUAAUGUUACCUGACUUGUCAUGUUACCUGACUUGUCAUGUUACCUGACUUGUCAUGUUACCUGACUUGUCAUGUUAUCUGACUUGUCAUGUUACCUGUCUUGUAAUGCUACCUGUCUUGUAAUGUUACCUGUCUUUGUAAUGUUACCUGACUUGUGAUGUUACCUGACUUGUCAUGUUACCUGACUUGUCAUGUUACCUGUCUUGUAAUGUUACCUGUCUUGUAAUGUUACCUGUCUUUAUAAUGUUACCUGUCUUUGUAAUGUUACCUGACUUGUCAUGUUACCUGACUUGUCAUGUUACCUGACUUGUAAUGUUACCUGACUUGUCAUGUUACCUGUCUUGUAAUGUUACCUGUCUUGUAAUGUUACCUGUCUUUGUAAUGUUACCUGACUUGUCAUGUUACCUGACUUGUCAUGUUACCUGACUUGUCAUGUUACCUGUCUUGUAAUGUUACCUGUCUUUGUAAUGUUACCUGACUUGUAAUGUUACCUGACUUGUAAUGUUACCUGACUUGUAAUGUUACCUGACUUGUCAGCAGAGGGAGUUAAAAUGUAUUUUGCUUAUUGUAAUCUGAGCUGGACAAGUUGUCAGAUUGAAGAUACAUAGGAAUCUAAAUUGAACAAACUCCAUGAGCCGUUGGCCACUUGCUGUUUGUCAGUAAAUGCAAAACUUGAAAUCCACUUAAAGGGACACUUUUCAAAUAAAGAUUCAAAGAGAACAAAGAAAAAUUGGUAAUAGGAGUUAAUUAGAAAGUUGCUUAAAAUUGCUACUCUAUCUGGAUCAUGAAAGAAAAAAUGUGGGUUUAGUGUCCCUUUUAAACGUAAAGAGGAAAACUGGAAAUGAUAUAUUCUCUGGAAUUUGUGAGCAGGUGUUUAUAACACGUAAAAGGGAUUUUUCAUACGUAUUUUUUAAUUUAGCUUAAUGAAUGGCGGUUUUACUAGAAAAUACAUUUUAGUGCCAUUGUAUUGACCUCUAGGGAAUAUUGUGAGGUUUUAUGCUACACUGUAAUAAUAUGUUUGUAAGUUAUUAUUUUGUGUAUUUGUACACUGAUCAUAUAGUACAUAUUGCAGGUCUGAGCACAACUCUAACAAGGACGGUACAAUCCGAUAUUUGUUUGUUUAAUGCAGACAAUUACUUGUCUGAUCCAUAUGUCACACGUCACCUCCUGGUGGGGUUAAAUAAGUGAUACACCCUGAACUGCAUGUAACAAAUGUGUGAGCUGAUUCUGUAGCUUUUAACCCCUCUACUGCCGGGGGCUGCAAUUUAUAGCUUUUCUCUCACUGGCAUCCAAGGUGUUAAACUGAAGCAAACUCACGCUCCAUAUUUACUCAAACCAAACACAGUGACUUAUGCAGCCUGCUGCUGUCUCCUGUGUUACAGCAAAUCCAGCUGUGUUUAUUGAUCACUUUGCCUUAGCUGAUGUCCGUAAAUCACUGUACACAGUACUUGCUAUAGAAUAAUAUUUAGCUAGUUGAUUGUAUUAUUUAUCUGUAUAUAUGUCACAGGACUACUGUAAGUGUGCAGGGGACAGAUGUCCCACAUGUUCCUCUGUAUCUGUCUGAGCCUAAACUGUAUCAUCCUGAUGAUAACCCCCAGAAGAUCUGCACUGUACGUUACCUUGCAUCAGUUUUGUUAGAACCAUUCUCACUCCUUUUAUAAACACAGAACAGUUGUCACACAAUCAAUAUAUCUGUCACAUCAUCUGUUGAACUUCUUUAGAUGUGACCACCGCGUGUCCCUGCUUAGGAGAUGGUUUCUAGCAGAAACAUCAUAAGCUCUGGCACUCAGGUUAGUUUGACAGAUGACUAUCUUUGUCUGAGUGCAAGUGUCCCCAUCUCUGGGUGACUGAAGUAUUGACAGGGAACUGUUAUCUGUGGGUUAUUUAACUGUUAUGGGCAUCAUAAUAUAUGGAAGAUAAUCUCAGUGUUAUUGUUACCAGAUUAUCCAGAAUAUCCAGAGUAUGAAACUCGCCUGAGAUUCACACUCCUAUCCAAAAAGUAUCUGCUCACACGUGAGCUUAACAUCUGGUGAAUUAGCAGCUAUGACGGACUCCAGCACUCCAGGCAUAAUUCUAACAGAUUUACCAGGUAGGAUUUGAAUGGUGGCAAAGCUGGAUUCUCAUAACAGGAGAAUGAAGCUAAAGGCAGCCAGAUAAUUAAUCAUUUAAACAUCAGUUAUUAUGCUAUAUUUCUCUUCAUUAUACAAAUGCAAUGCAUUUUGGCUGUGACUGCAUUAUCUCAAACCGUAAUUCAGCAUUCCAUACAUUUAGUGUUAGGUCUUGUGAGUGCUUUAUCAAUGGUGACAAAGCACCAGGUCAGCUAUCAGAGCGUAAAUAGUGCAGCGGCUCCCAAUGAAUAUAGGUUUGUUACAGUGGUUGGGAUUAUGUUGGGGGGUUGGGUCAGUACUGUGAAGGAUAGUAAUACUGUGACAUGGUCUUAGGGUUAAUAGUUCUGGGAUAGUAUCAUGGUUAGGAUUAAUAGUGAUAGAUAUACAGUAGGUUAGGGUUAGUUGUGCAGAGGCAGGGCUGGCAGGAUUAAGGGUCAUUUGGAGGGCAAGAAAAAGAGGGUUUAGGGUUAAUUGCUCUUGAUUGGUCACUGGUGGAUGAGGUUAAUUUGAUGUGGGGGGGUUGCAAUGACUUUAACACAGGUUCCUAGAUGGUGUAGAUACCCAUAUUAUAGCAGAUGAGGCUAGUAGCACACUGGCAGCUGGCAAUAAUAACAAUUGGGUGCUGCUAAUAUAUAUAUAUAUAUAUAUAAAAAUGCACUCUCACUCCAAUCAACAACUCAAGGGUGCUUAGGAAAAACACCUAAUAAGUACACAGUGAGUGCUGGGUCCAGUGUGCUCUAUAUAUAUAUAAUUUAUUUAUAGCAGCUCCAUUACUAACUCGCAUAGGACCUAGCACUUUGUAUGGAAAUGUUUAAUGACGUAUCCGGUGCCUUGCUAAUUAGUGGAAUUAGAAAAAGAAAUUACAUACUCCACAUACCUUGUAAUUACAUACAGCUGUGUGUGUGUAUGUGUAUAUAUGUUUUUAUAUAUAUAUAUGUGUGUGUAAAAUGUUUUGCUGAACAAACACAACAUACAUUAAUGAACUUACUAUCAGUACAGUAUACCACGCGUUUACUGAAUUCACUGUCUGUAAUCAACUUCUCAUGUCUGUUGUUACUGUUAAAUACCAAAUAUGUGUAACAGAAUUGCAGUCAGUAGUGACACGCGAAAUGCGUUGAUGCAUAGUACUGUAUAAAUAGCUAUUGCUGAUACAAGCAUUUACCUUCAUUCUUCUUUACCAUGAGCUGUAAUUUGCACCUGAUUUCUGCAGAUAUUCUGGGAUGACUUAAUGUAUUUAAUGUUAUUUUACUGCACAACCCUGGAAUAAUUUAGUGUCUGCAAAGGCCACUGCGUGUUACAAAACUAACAACUUCUGUAAAUCCUCAAAGGAAUAACCAAGUGCCAGAUUUGUUGUUAAAUAAACUAUACCUCACUGAUA
Molecule: messenger RNA, 7252 nt
Organism: Bombina bombina (fire-bellied toad)
Lineage: Eukaryota; Metazoa; Chordata; Amphibia; Anura; Bombinatoridae
Gene: DENND1B
Product: DENN domain containing 1B
Exons: 22
Coding region: 319-2523 (734 amino acids)
Biological process (GO): endocytosis; endocytic recycling
Cellular component (GO): intracellular membrane-bounded organelle; nuclear speck; cytosol
Molecular function (GO): guanyl-nucleotide exchange factor activity; phosphatidylinositol phosphate binding
Source: RefSeq, a predicted model, not a curated record